Brachypodium distachyon (stiff brome) is the source of this 1359-nucleotide messenger RNA. RefSeq names its product 2-hydroxyisoflavanone dehydratase. The transcript is spliced from 2 exons. Bases 1 to 1359 code for a protein of 452 amino acids. NCBI's taxonomy places the organism in Eukaryota, Viridiplantae, Streptophyta, Magnoliopsida, Poales, Poaceae. The record is from RefSeq and is a predicted model, not a curated record. Gene Ontology annotation, molecular function: hydrolase activity.
AUGCAUGCAAACGCUGAGAAUUCCCGGUUAGCAGCAGCAGCAGCAACCAGCCGUAAGGCGCAGCAGCAGAACGAAGUGGAGGUGCUGGUUGACCUGUACCCGUUCAUCCGCAAAUACAAGGACGGCCGUGUGGAGCGUUUCGUGAGCAGUCCAUUCGUGCCUGCAGAUGAGCACGGCCGUGUGGCAACCAGGGACAUCGUCGUCGACCAAGGCAGCGGCGUCUCCGUUCGCCUCUUCCUCCCCUCCGGUGCCGGUGCCGCCGUGGAUUCCGGCACCGGCGAGGCCUGCAGGACGAGGCUUCCCCUUGUUGUCUACUUCCAUGGCGGCUCCUUCUGCUCCGAGAGCGCCUUCUCCAGGACGUACAACCGGUACGCGUCCUCCCUCGCCUCCAACGCCGGGGCUCUCGUCGUGUCAGUGGAGUACCGCCUGGCGCCGGAGUUCCCCAUACCGGCUGCCUACGACGACGCCUGGACAGCGUUCCAGUGGGUGCAGAUGCAGCUUCAACAGGUGCCAUCUUCACUGUCUUUCUCAGCCGAUCCAUGGAUCGCCGACUACGCGGACCCAACGCGCACGUUCCUGGCCGGCGACAGCGCCGGGGGCAACAUCGCUUACCACACGGCUGUACGCUGCUGUCAUCAUCAUCAUAACUUGGAGAUCGAAGGGCUGAUCAUGGUGCAGCCCUACUUCUGGGGAUCCGACGGCCGGCUGCCUUCCGAGACGGACGACCCCGUCCCGGCCGGUUCCUUGUUCAUGCCGGCUUACGGCGUGGACAGGCUCUGGCCGUUCGUGACCAACGGCAUGGCCGGCAACGAUGACCCCCGUAUCAACCCUCCCGUCGAUGAGAUCUUGUCGCUGUCGCUGACAUGCCGUCGUGUACUUAUGGCCGUGGCCGAGAAGGACACCUUGCGAGACCGAGGACUACGGCUGGCGGAACGCAUGGCGCCGCUGACCGACAUGGCGGUGGUGAAAUCGGAGGGCGAGGAGCAUGGCUUCCACCUCUACAACCCGCUUCGAGCCACCAGCAAGAAGCUCAUGAAGAGCAUAGUACAAUUCAUCGGAAACAAGCCGUCGCCUGCGCCGCUCGCCGUAGCGCCAUCACUCGUGCUAGGCGCGCCAACCAGGCCGUUUAAGGACGUGUUUGGUUAUGGGAUGGCCAUGAAACGUUGGACACCACCGGAUGCACGCCCUAAUCAUAUCAUCACAGCACUACGUACUAAUAAUGCGUUAAAAUCUGGAACUAAUAAGAUCAAAAGCUAUAGGUUAUUCUCAGGGCCACUGCUGCCUCGUAAACACCAAUUCUCUGAGGCAGUAGUUCCGUGGGCGUGGAAUUCUCUGAUCAAGAAGUACGGCAACUUCUAG